This is a messenger RNA of Liolophura sinensis, 1061 nucleotides long. Its product is annotated as peptidase inhibitor 16-like. Bases 59 to 946 code for a protein of 295 amino acids. NCBI's taxonomy places the organism in Eukaryota, Metazoa, Mollusca, Polyplacophora, Chitonida, Chitonidae. The transcript is spliced from 9 exons. The record is from RefSeq and is a predicted model, not a curated record.
AAACUUCGGCACUUUCCCCAGGCAGGUUUAGCUAUCAGGAACAGUCUUCGCCAUCAACAUGGUUUGGAUCACGCUGGCAUUUGCGCUCUCUCUGUUCGCCACGCUCUAUGGCGCCCCAACUGAUAUUCAGGCAGUGGAGUCGUCGAGCGUUGAGCAUCGUAUUGAGAAGAGGUCCCUGGAGCACCAGACUAUGUUCCUGUCCGAAUCAUGCCCACGAGAUUCCCAGCUAGACGGUAACCAGAAGGCCUUCAUCACCGACUACCACAACGGUGCUCGCUACCAGAAGGGCAGUAGCAACAUGAACAAACUGUUUUGGGAUGACGAACUGGCUUGUCAAGCUCAGAGAGUAGCCGACAGUUGCGUUUGGGGGCACAACGAUCUGAGAAAUGUUCCUGGUGGUAAGAUGAUUAUUGGGCAGAACAUCAUUGCUGGCAACUUCAACUCCUCCAUUACUUACAUGGGACCCUCUGAACUGGAAUAUUACAUGGAUUUUUUCUACAACGAGAUAGUUCACUAUAAUUACCCGGAUUCUGGCUGCCUGGGAAGUGGAGAAUGUAACCACUACAGAAUGAUGAUGAUUUAUAAACAGACGAAGAUAGGUGCUGCUUGUAACUUCUGCGAACUCUGGGAAAACAACAGCGGCAUGCACGAUUUCACAAACAGCCCUACUCGUGUCUCCUUCUGUGUUUUCAAUUUCGAGUUUCCCUUGUCGGGAAUCAGCGGUGAGAAACUGUACGAAGAAGGCUCCGAGUGCAGCGAAUGCUCCUUUGACUGGUCUAGGUGUGAAGAUGGCUUGUGUGUAAAAUGUAACGAAGGCGAAACUGACUGCAUAAAUACCGAUGGAUGCCAAGACCUCAGCACGGCCGGUACUUGUAAUUAUGUCAAGUCAAAGGGCUGGUGUGGUUAUUAUUUCACGCAUUGCUUGAAGACCUGCGACAAGUGUUAAAAACUCAUCCUGUUUGACCUUGGACAACUUGGAGGACGAAAAAGGAAUGGUUUCACAAAUGAUGACUAUGUUAAAAAGAAAUAAUAAAUAAACUGAUACACAAGUAUGUAAAUCA